Tetrapisispora phaffii CBS 4417 is the source of this 528-nucleotide messenger RNA. RefSeq names its product Oca2p (gene OCA2). Gene Ontology annotation, cellular component: cytoplasm. The transcript has a single exon. Bases 1 to 528 code for a protein of 175 amino acids. NCBI's taxonomy places the organism in Eukaryota, Fungi, Ascomycota, Saccharomycetes, Saccharomycetales, Saccharomycetaceae. The record is from RefSeq and is a predicted model, not a curated record. Gene Ontology annotation, molecular function: phosphatase activity; inositol diphosphate tetrakisphosphate diphosphatase activity.
AUGCAACACAAGACAUAUAUUCCUCCAUUGAACUUUUCACCAGUUGUCAGUACUGAUGUAUCUCUCUAUCGGUCUGGUUAUCCCAUGCCAUUGAACUACUCAUUUAUCAAGGAUAGAUUAAAUUUGAAGACGAUCAUAUACGUUGGUGACAAGGAGGAUUUAACCGAUGAGUAUUCUGAAUUUUUGAAAGCAGAAGGGAUUGAAUUCUAUCAUGUUUUCAUGGACUCUUGCAGAGAUAAAAACAUCAAUUCACAAAUUAAUACAGUCUUGGAGAUAAUACUGGACAUUGAUAACUAUCCUAUUCUCAUACAUUCCAACAAGGGUAAACACAGAGUCGGUAUAAUUGUUGGUAUAAUUCGUAAAGUUUUACAAGGAUGGUCAACAGCAGGUAUAUAUCAAGAAUAUAGCAUAUUUUCAGGUGGUUUGAAAGGGGAUGCAGAUUUAGAGUUUAUCACAAUGUUUGAGACCCAUAUGAGCGUACGAAAGGACAAGAUACCGAAAUACGUUACUGAUUCUUUAAAUAUAUAA